This is a messenger RNA of Dipodomys spectabilis (banner-tailed kangaroo rat), 2083 nucleotides long. It is a transcript of the gene Tsbp1, whose product is annotated as testis expressed basic protein 1. The record is from RefSeq and is a predicted model, not a curated record. The coding region runs from base 15 to 1817 and encodes 600 amino acids. NCBI's taxonomy places the organism in Eukaryota, Metazoa, Chordata, Mammalia, Rodentia, Heteromyidae. The transcript has 21 exons.
CUAUUGGACCUAUAAUGCAAUUCUCAGCACCCAUCCCUGGAUCUACAGGACCAAUCAAGCUCUCGCAAAAGACCAUUGUGCAAACUCCAGGACCUAUUGUGCAAUAUACUGGACGUAGUGUUGAUUCUUCAGACACAACCUCUCCAGGAAACUCUUAUGGCUCACCUCCUCGUGUCAGUAGACCAAUUUCACUUGCCAUCACUGGUCAGCUUUCCACACCCAGUGGUACACUGCUGACACCUUUAUUGAUCUCCCAGAGGAUCGCAACAAAACCUGGGAUGCCUGCAAUAAAACAAAAACCAAUACAGGUAACAGUGCCUAUAAAAAAUCCAGCACCUGUUGCAUUUUGCCCACUAAUGGACAACUCUGGAAAAAUCACACUAUUUCCAAUGGUUAUGCUUCCAGGUAACAAGGCUGAAGGACCUAAAAAACAAUGCGAUAACAAAGUCCAGUUUCUGGAACAUGGAGGAACUACAAGUGAUCCGAAGAGCCAAGAGGAAACCAAGGAAGCAGAGUGUUAUGAAUCCUUGUUUCCAACACACACAAAAGAGCCAAAUGGCAUGUCACUGGAGGAAGACAAGCUAGAAAUAGAGAUCAUGUUAAAGAGCGACUCUGAAAUACUAAAAGAAGAGGAAUCCCCGGUGAAGAAGAGCGAUGCCAGAGUCCCGAGAGAACAGAGUGCCCAAGAAAAUGCUAAGGUGGCAUUACGAAAAGAAGAGGAAUCCCCAGUGAAGAGGAGUGAGGUGGAGAUUCCCAAAGGAAAGGAACACAAAGUCAGGCAAAGUGAGGUCGGGGUUCCAAAAGAACCUGAAGUCCAAGAAAAGAGGGAAGUGUUCGUACCAAAAAGACAGGAACCCUUCAUAAAUAAGAGUGAGGUAAUAGUACCAAAAAGACAGGAAUUGCAAGAAAUGAAUGAGAUGGCAGCAGCCAAACAAGCUGAAGCCCCAGAGAGGAAGAACGAGGCAGGCGAACCAAAGGGACAGGAGUCCCGAAUAAAGCCGAGUGAAGCGUCCAUACCAAAAAGACCGGACUCCCAGAGGAGUGUGAUGGGCAUGUCCCACCGAGCCGAGGCCCCAGAGAGGAGGAUCGAGGCAGGAGAGCUAACAGGACAGGAGUCCCGAAUAAAGCCGAGGGAAGUAUUCAUACCAAAAGGACAGGACUCCCAGAGGAGUGUGAUGGGCAUGUCCCACCGAGCCGAGGCCCUAGAGAGGAAGAUCGAGGCAGGAGAACCCAAAGGACAGGAGUCCCGAAUAAGGAAAAGUGAAGUCGGACUACCAAAAAGACAGGAAUCCUAUGCAAGAGUGACUAAAGAACCUGAAGCCCAAGAGAAGAAAAAUGAGGUACUAGCACUGAAAGGACCGGAAACCCAAGCGAAGAAGAGUGAGGCGUUAGUACCGAAAGGACCAGAAAUCCAAGCUAAGAAGAGUGAGGCGUUAGUACCGAAAGGACCAGAAACCCAAGCCAAGAAGAGUGAGGCGUUAGUACCGAAAGGACCAGAAACCCAAGCCAAGAAGAGUGAGGCGUUAGUACCGAAAGGACCAGAAACCCAAGCCAAGAAGAGUGAGGCGUUAGUACCAAAAGGACCAGAAACCCAAGCGAAGAAGAAUGAGGCAGAAGCUCGUGAAGGACAGGAAUCCCAAGAAAAGAAAAAUGAGCCAGGAAUACCAAACAAACGAGAGGCCCAAACAGGGGAAAAGAUGUCAAGGAAUAAGGGAAAGGAAGGCCAGAGAAAUGAGGGAGGUGCACUGAUGAAUCAAAAUAAUGGCCAGUUGAUGAAGGCAAAGGUAACAAAGAAAAAGAUACUGUUAAGGAAUUAGAUGUGAAAGGUAAAUUUAAAAAAAAAUAUUUAAGGGGGCCAAAGCACAUAAAGAAAAUGAGUAAAUACAAAGAGAACUGAUCCUUGUAAUUCCCCUCCUCCAAAUACAAGGCACGUACCAGCCGCAGGAGUCUAAAUAAAAAAUCAACGUCAUCUAUAGAUCUACAGUUUCUGCUCUUCAGAAGUUUCAUCAGGUUGAGAUAUCUUAGCCACAAGCCAGCUUUUAAAUGUGUGCUUUAUAAGUCAAUCCAUAAUAGCAUCCAAUCA